CAUAACAAUUAUUUCUAAACUCUUUACAAGCAGGAGGGGGAAAAUGGGUUAUCGAAUAUGGUUGAAAGAGGGGGCGGGGGGGGGGGGGGCACACAUCUACGAACUUGCGGUCCCCAGCCCUCGGGUCCUCGAAUAAUAUACUUCAGACUACAAACAGAAAAUAAGGAGAGAGAGAGAUGCUACUUCAAAUUACAUAAAUGAUCAAAAAUAAAGAGGAGUUGGAGAAGGAGGGGGAGAAGAAGGGAAAGAUGAAAAAGAAAAAGAAGAAAAAGAAAAUUGAAACCUGUUGAGGUUGUGCACAGUUAGUAGGUUUAAUAAGUAAAUGAUGCAUUUGUUGUGUUUGUAAAAUGAUGUAUUUCUAUAUCUCUGUAAAUACUAUACAGGACGUAACGAGAGGUAUUGCGAAAUUCCCUUCCUCCACUUUCACCAGAGUGUGGGCUAACAAUGUAAUCACCAGGCAAUACAGAAUAGAUGGAUCCGAUAGGGGACAGAACGUGAUAAUUAAGUAGUCCAAUCACGACGCUACUAUGCACGCUAUGCCCGCACAUAGUCCUGAUGACGUACAAAGGGGUCGUCGGGUCAAUUACGAUGAACCUCGGACUAGAUCAGUAUGGGGAAUCCCCGUCUGGGUUUUCCCGGUGCGGGUGCUUAGUCUAUGAAUAUAUACCAUUCACUUCACAGUCGGGAAGGUCAUGUUGUUUUGCAGUACUGUACAAUAGCUUGGAUGGGUAUGAUUGCUCUAAUUAAAGACUGAAAAGUAAAACUACACUUUCUUGACAGGCGUGGUAAGUGUCACGGUAGAACUCUUUUUACAACGUGCCUCAUAAAAAAGCUUUUUGAAAACAUAAUAUCGGCAUGAAAAUAGUCGAUAACAAUUUGGUUUUAUAUAUCUCUAUCUGAUGUAUUGUUCGUGAUUUCCCUGGGGGAAGUUCAUUGUGCUUAGUCUCUUACCCCCUCUCCCUCCUAUGAACGGUCGCAUGUCGGGGUAGUGGUGGACUUUGCCAGUUUUCAAACAUGCCUCGAUCCCCUCCCUUGUAGCCACUUCUAAUCCUCGAUUCGUUCUUUCUACUCCAUGGGCCGGACAUAGGAUUCAUUCAUCAAUUAUUUCGAAAGUAAGUCUACGUAUGUGUGACUGUCGCAUAAUAUUGCGAAACUAGAGAGACCUUGAUACGGCCUAGAUAAUGGAUGACAAUUAUUUGAACGCCGUGUAGUAUUGUCAACAUCACAACAGAUUGUUAAUUACGGGCGCACGCACGAAUAACGACUCACAAUGACCGGUAUAUAAGUUUCAAGCAUUAACGCUAGAGAUAUAAAUAUAGCGCUGAAUACACUGCCGAUAUACUUCAAGUAAUCAACAAGUAAAUGAUCCACGAUGUCGUCACAAUCUGAAGAUACAGAGGUUUUAUCCCUUCAUGAUCUCGGAGGACGUGUAACAGACGUCGAUGAAAAUUCAGCCACUUUUACUGCUUGGAAAUCGAGCUAUGAAACACUCGAAGCAAAACUCACUGAUAGGUCUAUUAGCAUUCUUCGGAAGUCUACAAGUUUCAAGAAGGUAGUCAGUAACGUGAAGGAUUUCCUCUUCGAGGGUGACGAAGUCGUAAUCAACAUCAAACAGGACAAGACAGACCAGACACAGUGGAAUGUAACACGCGUGCGACUGUGCCCUGAUCAACGACCACCGCACUACGAUGUAGUAAGAGAUUACUUUGUGAGAGGAAAACAAGGCCCUGCUCGAUGGCCGAAGAAACAAAGAUGCCACGUACCCCAUGCUCGCGUCGGCGAGAUUGUUUCAAUCAUGAGCGAGAUCUUACAACGAUGGUGCAAGAUCCCCAUCAAGCUCUUCCAUGACAUCGUCGAUGAGUACGGCGAUGAUCAGGGAGGAGUGUUCCAAUCUUACGUCAAGACUAAGAGAGCCUUAACAAGUUUUAUUCGUACUGUUCCUCAGUAUUUCUACAUGGACGAUGAUGACAGAGUAUGCAUGUACGAGGGAUUCGAUGAUGAACUUUUCAAGACAGAGUUUGCAGAAAUAUGCUUGUCUCUCCCACAAUGGAAUCGCUCAUACCCACUGAGUGAAGUACAAGUUAUCCAGACAGUUCGAGAUGGGUAUGCAGUCCUCCAACCCCUCCUCCAGAGAGCAGAGAGACUGUAUGGCACCGGUUCGAAUCCCGGACUAGUAGUCGCCUUAGAUUGUGAAGGAUGUUCACUGAGUAAGACUGGACGUCUUACUCUGGUGCAGAUAGCUACUAUGGAAGGCAAGGUAUAUCUCUUUGAUGUCUACCGAUGUCCUUAUCUCUUUCAUGAUGGUCUUCUUGCCGACUUCCUCGAAAGCGAAGCUGUCCUCAAGGUGAUACAUGACUGCAGAAAAGAUACGGCUGCUCUUUAUCAUCAGUUUGGUAUUACCCUUACCAAUAUAUUUGAUACCUCGAUUGACUAUGUAGUCCUCCAGAACCAGUGUCAAGUAGCAGGAACUAAGCCUAGGCCUAGGAUUAGCUUCCAGAAUCUCUGUGAGAUGAUUGGUGAGGAGAUGGACUUUACAAUCAAGAAGAGUAUCAAGAAGAAGAUGGUGUAUAUACCAAACUUCUGGGCUACACGACCUCUCAAAACGAACAUGAUAAACUAUGCAGCCGCUGACGUAUACAUGCUCCUACCGAACGUCUACCAAGUAUUACACGGAUUGAUCCAUCCUUGGAAGAGUGUGUUUCAGCUCAUGUGUCAAGAUGCAAUCAGAAAAGAGAUUGAAGAUAUCUAGAAUGGAUAAAGCUAGGGCAGAUUCCAUCAAAGAUCUUCCAUAAUGCUUCAACUUAUAAAUUACGGUUUAACUCUAUUUCAUCACUAAGUCUUCUUUAUGAUAUGCUUCUCCACGUUUCCUUGUGAUAUCCCCCCUCUCUCUCUCUCUCUUUUCCCGGAUCUCUCUCUCUCUCUCUCUAUUUUCGCUGAUCUCUCUCUCUCUCUCUAUCCCUCAACAUCAUUUUCCUACUUUUAUAUCCCCAUAUUUUUUCUCUACAUACAAAAUCAUGUCGAGUCAUUAUUGUACAUAAAGAGUUGAUAUUUUCUAUACAAAUAUAGACAUGUUUUUAUUUUGUUUGUGACAGGCUGGGUUUGUAAGAAUUUUUUCAAAGAAAAUAAUUUGUUGUCAUAAAUUCUAAAGACUGAUCUGAAUGGAUAAGAAAUGAGCAUGUAGAGUGGUCUCUAGUAAAACAUUAUCAAUGUGAAGAGUAUAGUUUUUGAUGAAAUUCAGACCAAGGAAACACUUUUGAAAAUAAAUCAUUCUUUUUCAGAUUACUUUUACAAGCUACUGAAGCUCAGUUCAAGAAGGUAAAGUCCCAGGAUUUCACUGAUCAUUUUAAGGCAUGAAUGUAGUUGUAGAAUUAAAGAAAAAGCAACUGGUAAAAACAAUAUAUCAUUUUGAGUAGGGAAAAAGAACAUUAUCCCAUUUAUUAGUCAAGCCACUUUCCCACCAAGAUGUAACAGGGAACAAAAAUUGUAUAUCAAAUUUGUUAGAUGAAAGACUUGAGUUUCACACUAUUUCCCCCUCCGGAAAUCAUCUUGCAAAUUGGUGAUCUGACAGGUGGCAUUACAGUGGUUUUGUAUGGCCAUAAUUGUUUUAGAGUAUGUCAUGUUUUGCUUAAAUCAUAAACUUUAUGUUUAUUAAUCAAGUGUCUUUGGAAUGAUUGUGAUAAAAUAUUUUGUAUUUAUCUUUUAGAAAAAUGAAAAGGUAGAAUGAUUUUAGUUGAUUGUUUUAUGACUGAAGAUGUAUAGACAUCACUUACUGGCAAUAGGCCCAGUUGGUCCUUCCAUAUUUAUAGUGCAGCAUAGACAAGUAUCUAAUACCGAUUUUCUUUUGGGAAUUAGUUACUCUCAGGUAAACAAAUUACAGCUAAUCAAUGUUUUUAAGUUCUGAUUGGUCUUUUACCAUUUUGUUCAAAGUGAUGUCAUUAAUAUGUAAUAAAUGAAAAACAAAUCAUGGCAGAUAUUAACAUAGUCUAAAGUUCAAGAGUCUGAAACAGGAAGUUUUAAUCUGUCUUCAUGAUACAUGUAUCUUAGUCAUUUGUGUUAUUUUCUGGUGAAAUGGUCGAGGUGUAUGAAAUGCAAUACCUCUAGUAUCUUGUCUGAUUAAGAGGAAAAUCAGAAAGAUAAUGCAACGAAAAUGUCUCUAAUUGCCCAGUUGCAUGAUACAGAAUGUUACUUCCCUACACGGCUAUAAACACAUUAACCUCCAAGAUACACGGCAACACAUUUGCAAAAAAACUUUGUACUCUUUGAAAUAGUUUAUUGAUAUAUUAUCUGAUCAUGUACCCCACAAUGUACUUUAUUUAUAAGUUUAACUAAGAAACACAUUUACAUUAAAUGAGUGUCUCUGGUACCACCUUCUAUGGUGGAGCUUGAAGGCAGAAACAAA
Strongylocentrotus purpuratus (purple sea urchin) is the source of this 4399-nucleotide messenger RNA. RefSeq lists its product as uncharacterized. Gene Ontology annotation, molecular function: 3'-5' exonuclease activity; nucleic acid binding. The transcript is spliced from 6 exons. The record is from RefSeq and is a predicted model, not a curated record. Bases 1373 to 2749 code for a protein of 458 amino acids. NCBI's taxonomy places the organism in Eukaryota, Metazoa, Echinodermata, Echinoidea, Camarodonta, Strongylocentrotidae. Gene Ontology annotation, biological process: nucleobase-containing compound metabolic process.